Molecule: messenger RNA, 4258 nt
Organism: Portunus trituberculatus (swimming crab)
Lineage: Eukaryota; Metazoa; Arthropoda; Malacostraca; Decapoda; Portunidae
Gene: S2P
Product: membrane-bound transcription factor site-2 protease-like
Exons: 9
Coding region: 196-1698 (500 amino acids)
Biological process (GO): regulation of response to endoplasmic reticulum stress; membrane protein intracellular domain proteolysis
Cellular component (GO): cytoplasm; membrane
Molecular function (GO): protein binding; metalloendopeptidase activity
Source: RefSeq, a predicted model, not a curated record
CAGAGGGAUAAGCGGGGUCUGGACGCAAUGUUUAUGUGUGCCGUGUGUGGGUCUCAGCUGGGUGAAGUCGUGCCGUUUUGAAAGGGUGGCAGGCGCCCUACUCGCACACUUCACGCUAUUAGGAGACGCCCCACGCCUCCUUCAUGUGUCCCGAGCCUCUCUGCCCUUGCUGUGGUCCUGCUAGCUGUUGACAAGAUGGAGAUAAUGUCCUUCCUUGCGGUGGUGGGCCUCAUCCACGCCGCCCUCUACUUCACCGACCAGUUCCUCAAGAGCUGUAUGAACAUGCCCUACAUCUACUUCCUGGAGAAUGUGGGUCUUUGGAUCAAACCGCUGCAGCUUCACUGGUUCACCACUGCAUUCAACCGCACCGUCACCAAGUGGGCACUGUGGAGGCCUCGCUUCUUUCGGCUUUGGUUCAGUGUUGGUGCUGUUGUCGUCAUGUUGCUCCUCCUUCCGUCACUGUUCCUCCUCAUCACCGGACUGGCCAACCACAUGAGGCCAGUGCAGGAGCAAGCCGUGGCCACCCUGCAGCCCAUGGUCCCAGGCAUCAACAUCCCCAUGAAGGAGCUGCCUUACUACUUUGCCACACUGCUGAUGGCGUCUGUCAUCCACGAGGCCGGUCAUGCCUUUGCUGCCGUCCAGGAAGACGUCCAUGUCAACGGGUUUGGGUUCCUGCUGAUGUUCAUCCUGCCGGGAGCCUAUGUGGACGUGCCCACCGAGGAGAUCCGAGCGCUGACCCCCUUCAGGCAACUCAAGAUCCUGUGUGCCGGCGUGUGGCACAACAUCGUGCUGGUGGCACUGGCACUGGGCCUGGGCCUCUCCACACCCUACCUCAUGUACCCGCUCUAUGACAGUGGCAGGGGCCUCAGCGUCAUCUCCAUAACAAAGGACUCCCCAGCGCGUGGCAUAACAGGACUGGAAGUGGGAGACAUCAUUACGUCCGUCAACAAGCAGCCGGUGGUGAGCGUGGCGGAGUGGCGGCAGGCCCUCGUUGCCAGCUCCACGCAGGACCAGACGGGCUUCUGUGUCCCUGAGGCCGUGGUGCAUAACCAUGAUGAGACGGUGCAGCAUGGUGAGCCUUACGAGGGUGUGGAUGGGUCCGUGCAGUGUUGCGAGGGAAACAGCGAUGCCCACCUGUGCUUUGAGCUGCUGGAGGACCGGGAGGCAGAUGUGGGUGUGGCUGCCAUGCACCCCUUCUCCUGCCUCCCUGCACGCAUUGCCAUCGCCAGGAGUGACAAUGUGUGUGUCACCUCCACCACCUGCCCCGCCGACACACACUGCCUGGCACCCUCCCUCAAGAAUGUCACUCGCCUGGUGCAGAUCAGCCGUGGGGUGAGGGAUGGUGGGGUGGGAGCAGAGCAGGAGGAUGUGUUGUACCUGGGGCCACCAGCCUACCUCUACCACACUGUCACCCUCACCAGCUAUGUGUCCAAGUACCCCUUCCUGUCCCCGGCCUGGCCCAGCAGUCUGGAGGUCUGCUGUGACUACAUGGUGAAGUUCUCCGGGGCCCUGGCGGUGCUCAACAUGGUGCCAGUGCUGUACCUGGAUGGCUACUGGAUCUUUGGGGCCAUCAUUGACUUCUUCCUGGCACCUCGCUGUGACCACAUCACCAGGAAGAUUGUCCAUGCGGUGCUCACGCUGGUGGGGAGCAUGCUGCUCUUUGCCAACAUUGCUCUGGGUGUGUGGAGCAUUUUGUGAGGACACAGGGUGUUGUGGUGUGUGGCUGUUGGUGGUGCGUGUGUGGUGUGUCAGGGCUUGGUGGUGUCCUGUGCGCUGGGUGAUCUGGCUGCUGGCUUUUAGACUGAGUGGUAGAUAUAGAAGUGGAAAGACCUGCCAAAGUAUUAAAAGCAUGGGGAUUAUUACAUUUUAGUGGUGAUCUCCACAGUAACUUAUACAUAUGUUAUUGCAUACCUUGUAUUUCUCAUUCCUUAGUGCUCAGAAGGCUUGAUAUGAAGGCUGUAAAUGUUUGAGAAUGGAGGGCCAGAGUGUCACUGUUAAGAGUAUUACAAGCAAAGGCAGGUGUGACCUGGUAGCCGCAGUCAGCAGGCCAGCAGCACACAGGCCACCACCGCCGCCACGCAUGGGUGCAAGGUGCCGUCCACUGUCGCAGUGCAGUGUGCUACUCUUGUCCGCUUUAAUCCUCUAGUCUGGGUGUGGUGGCCAGCAGUGCUGCCUUGUCAGUGGCAGGGAUGUUAGGGGUGACUGUGGUGGUGCAGGGUAACACUGACCACUGGCCUGUGCUGGAAGCUUUGUGAAGACUGAGUGAGUCAUGCAUAGGAAGCACUCUAUGCAUACUACUCUCAUGAAUGGUUUGCUUACAUGUGUGUAUAUAUCUCUUAUGCUGGAAUGCUCUUAAUGCUGAUUAUUAUGUGAUUAACUGUUACAAGUUACAUAUGAGGAGUGGAUGGUGUAUGUGUGUGUGAAGGGGCAAGCUGUAGUGCCUCCUGAAUUAUUGAUGCAAGUGUUGCCACAAUAGGCAAAUAAUAUCUAGUUGUCUCUGUCAUUCAUUGACACAUCCUUAGCUGGGUGGUGCUGGAGUGCUGCAGAGGGUAAGGCUUCAAGCAGAAAAUGUGGCAACCUGGUGGAUGCAGUGUGGGGACACAAGACAGUGGGUGACUGACAUCCAUACGUCUAGAACUGAAGACAGAAGGAAAGAAUCCCAUGUAGAAUAACAAAUUUACAUCUGUAGUAAAAUUCAACUUAUUUGAUGUAACUUUGAGGCAGCAGACUAAGCUUGUAUCAGAUAGAUGUCUUCACACUAUGGUGAGAGUGGUUGAGGUGACAUCAUGAUCUGGGGCAGUUCUCCAGGUCUUAGACUCCUCAGUGCAAGACAGUGCACACCUUUGGAAAUGCUAAGUGAGCGUGUCAGUGACUGCACAGCUGUAUGACAAGAUAGGUAGUUAGUUAUUAGCAAUACUUGCACAUUUAUGCAUUUCUUCAUACAAAAGUUGUUAUAUCAUUAUGUACCAAUGACAAGUUUUUGAAGAUUUUAUAAUGUUAAAAAUUACUAGAUAGUUUUCAGAGCCUGUAGUAGCCAUAUGAGCCAUCCAUCAAUACCCUGACUCAGCAUGUUGCAGUAUUCCCUCACAGCCUGUGAUGGCACUCCCAAGGUGCCUGUGUGUGUGUGUGUGUGUGUGUGUGUGUGUGUGUGUAAAUGAUACCUUUGUUUUUCCGAGCAUUUAUUUUUGUAAUUGAUGAUACCAUAUGGAGUGAUGGGACCUGUGACCCCUUCCUCUGUAUUUGUAAUGUUCCCUAGAGGUAAGGUGUAAUAUCUUGCCUCUGCCAAUACCCCUGUAAUGGGAAUGUCUGCCCGGUGUAUAGACAGUCACUACCAUAUCUGCAACAAGGCUGUAAUGUUAUGCCUGGCCACACCGGCCUUCCUGCAUUUUGUGGCCAAGGCUCAGGCCUCUUCCCCUCCACUCCCUGCCCCUCUCUCAAGAUUUCCACACUUAUCAUAUUGUAGUACUAUGCACAUUUUGGUCUGUAGAAGCUGCUCAUCUUGUUACAUUUCCUGGUCACUUUGUUAGAUACAAUGAUAUAUAUAUUUUAUGAUCAACUAUUAGUUCAGACUACUCUGUACAAGAGAAUGAAGCUUCCUUACAAGAGGAAUGAAACAACACACUGUGUGUGUGCAUGUUUGUAAAUAUAAAUGGCUAAAUGCACAAUUCUGAGUACACAUCUAGUGCUAGAUAGAGGAGAUAGAAAAGGGAAGCAACAAACAGCCAUAGUGAAUCCAGUGAGUGAAAUGCACAACUCUUAGUUGUAAGUACUACUAGCAUAAGUGUACAAGAGGUGUGUGUGUGUGUGUGUGUGUGUGUGUGUGUGUGUGUGUGUGUGUGUGUGUGUGUGAGGCACUGUUACUGAGGUGAGUGGUGUGGUAGUGGUGUGUGAGGAUCACUUGUGAUUUAUGGUAGGCAUCUAUCUCUACAUUUUAUAUUAAAGGUUCCGCAUUGACGAAAGUCUUAUUGCCACACGUGCAGGAUCCUGACAGUGAACAGACAAGCAGUGAACCUCAAACAACAAGGAGUACAAACUUGUGUAGGCAUGAUAGUAACACUGCUGUACUGCCUUAUGCUGCUGUAACGCUGUUAUUUUGUACUGUAUGGCUGCUCUAUAGUUUGUUUUAUUAUGGUGCCAAUGUACCUUUAUUUGACCUUGGAAUCUGAUCAUGUGAGUAUUGCCUGGCUGCUGAUCUUGCAUCCAUUUAUAAGUACUUGUGUUAAUAAAGGGUCGUCAUUAUACUGCCCCGUACAUAAAU